Chaetomium strumarium is the source of this 1944-nucleotide messenger RNA. RefSeq lists its product as uncharacterized. The transcript has 2 exons. Gene Ontology annotation, biological process: protein phosphorylation. The coding region runs from base 1 to 1944 and encodes 647 amino acids. The record is from RefSeq and is a predicted model, not a curated record. Gene Ontology annotation, molecular function: ATP binding; protein kinase activity. NCBI's taxonomy places the organism in Eukaryota, Fungi, Ascomycota, Sordariomycetes, Sordariales, Chaetomiaceae.
AUGCACCCGGUGUUCCCGAACCUCUCCAAGUUACUCGCCUCUCGUAGCACAGGUUGCUUGCCUCAUCUUUUGCUUCACGGACUGCGCAACUUCGCCUUCGGCCUUCCCUCCCACACCUUUGGCAGCACCAUCUCGCUCUUAAUUUCUUCGCUACCCGUCCAUUGCUUUCCGCCGACAUCGACAAGCAGCAGCCAAAAGCCCAUACAAGACUCGGUGAUGGAGGAAAGAAGACACCCGCUCUUUGUCCGCUUCUUCGAAAACCAGCACUUUCAGGUCGCAAAUGGGCCGGGAUACCAUGUCGUAAGCCUCUAUGAUUCUGACACGAGACGUACCGUCCUUGUCGAAGUGCCAAACGAAUGGGGAUGGGAGGUUCCGGACGUUGAGGAUCCGGAAUUUUGGGUCCCGUUGCAGAAGGCAACGGCCGCCUUGGCCGAGCACCUCGACAACCUUCCACACGGCACGAGCCGUGUCAAAGUCGACCAGGCUAGGAGCGUCGUGUCCUUCGAUACUGAUGCAGAACGCGACGACACGUUCGGUACCGAGUAUCCUCUUCUCACAGACUAUCAGCUGCCACCACCCAUCUCGAGCAGGACGGUCCUCCGGUCCGAGCUUACCGAGAUCCGUCGUAUCUGUAGGGGGGUCGACCUCGUCUCAUACCCGCCAUCGCUAUCUCCUCCCCAGAUGGGGCAGGACAGGAACUGUUUCGUUUUCAAGUAUCAGCCUGAGGACGCCGUUAUUAUGUGGAAGGAGAUCCAGAUGCUCGCGAGACUCCCUCCGCACCCCAAUCUCGUACUCCUCGACCGACUUGUCCUCGACGAGGCGGCUAUGACGCAGGUUGUCGGCUUCACCAUGCGAUAUAUCCCCAGCAAGACGCUCGAGGCACAUCGACCACCCUUCAAGCUCAAAUGGCUAAAGCAGUUAAUGCAGAUCGUGGACGACCUGAACCUCAAGCAUGGUAUCAUCCACCAGGAUAUCCUUGAUCGCAACCUCAUCAUCGACCCGGACACCGACUCGAUCAUGUUGAUGGACUUCAACGUGGCCUACCGGGUUGGGGUUGGGGUCACCAAGCGCCGGGGGUCGGCCGAGGAGGCGGAGUGGGCGGGGAGAGAUGACGUGAAGGGCGUUUUGGUCUUCCUCUACGAGUACAUCACAAGGGACCCGGCUCUCGCAGCAGGCUUCUACGACCUGAGCGAGGUCGACGAGAGACCAUUGAUCGACCCGGCCAAGUGGGUCAAACACCCGAGCGUGGAGCUCGACGAGGUGGCCGAAUUCUACUUUGAGCUGAUGGCCUGGGUGCGUCGCCGCCGCGCCGCUGGUGGUGGCGGCCAGCUGACGCAUUACACCGAGGCGCCAGAACCCCUCGAGUGGCCCAGCGUCAAGGAGCUGGAGAAGCAGGGGCGAUUCACCCGGUAUCGGGUUGCGGCACGGCGCAGCGCCGAGCUUCCAUACCUUAGCUGGAGGCGGCCACCGUCAUCCAAGCUCGACCCGGCCCACCGCCUGCUCGCCACGGGGCGGUAUGCCGGCGAAGAGGAGGAGGCCGCGCAGAAAGCAAUGGCCAAGGCCAUCGCCGUCUCCCGCGAUAACCCCCUCCGAAAGCUGCCGCCCAUCGGCAGGAUAGUGUCGAGCGACGAUCUCCCGCCCAUCAUCAUUCCGGAGGAGCCUAAUCAUGACCAAGAAGAAAUGGGAGCCAGUUGCAAUGUAGCAGGAGCCAGUACCACCAAGGCCGGCGAGAAGUUGGAAGCCGGCACCACCAAGGCUAAAUCCGGUGCCAAGGUCAAGGUCAAAGCUGCUGCUACCGGGCCUGGCCCGCGUGUGCUGCGGGCCCGACCCAAGGGAAAAAGAGAGCGUGAUCGCGAUGGCGAUGGCCAGGCUGGCGUGGUUGCCACUCCCAACAGCAAAGCGGCCAAGAAAAGAAAGCGCUCGGGAUACUCGGCGAAAGACUGA